GUGAGUAAUCAGGGAGUGCCAGCGGACUCAACUCUAUUGCUCCUUGAGACGCCACACCAAGAACUGCUCACGGAACUCUAUUUUCGCAAUUUCCAUGGGCAUUGGCCUCUUUUGCAUCAACAGACAUUUCGAAGCACGCCGCAGCCACCAAAGAUUAUGCAAGCUGUCUUGGUUGUAGGUCUGUGGACUGCGCCCGAAACACGCUGUCAGGCGAGAAUAUUUCACGACGCAAUACUUCGACGCCUUGACAGGGAUCUUUUCAACGUCAAAAAGGGCUACGAUUUACCUCGACCUCCUCGACAAGAAUAUCUGCCGGAUCUUCAAGCCCUCACAAUUUCACUCGUUCUAGCGGUAUAUAGAGGAGCAGAUACGUUUCCGUCGUCUAUGAUUAAUAGCAAGCAUCUUUGUCAACUUUUUCAAGGAACCGGUAUUUUCGACCAGGAAAGAAUUGAUGCCGAGAAUAUUAGCCCGGUAGCUCGGGAGCAAUAUCAACGGUGCAUGCUUAGGCUCGCUCUUGUCCUCUUUAAGGUACAAGUUCAUUUAAAUUCUCUCCUGAUCAACAAUUUCCCUCAGUUCAAGCCUUUUGAGUACCUCACGCCACAGAUGCUUAAUGUCCGAGUCCCAUCGCCGGAGAAAAUAUGGGAAGGAAAUGUUAGUCAGUUAUUUGAAGGUAAUGAACGCAAUAUCUUAGUUAGAAAUAUUUUCCUAGAUUGCGUAGGAUCCGACGGCUCUAAAACCUUGUCGCUAGUGAUUGCAUGGGAUUUUACACUGGGAAUGGUCCUUGGCUGUUUCUUGACAAGGCAUCCUGAAGAGAGCUAUGUUACAUUGAUAAAUAGAACAACACCAUUUUUACUUCUUCAUAUAAAACAAUCAGAG
This is a messenger RNA of Trichoderma virens Gv29-8, 876 nucleotides long. RefSeq lists its product as uncharacterized. NCBI's taxonomy places the organism in Eukaryota, Fungi, Ascomycota, Sordariomycetes, Hypocreales, Hypocreaceae. The annotation marks the transcript as partial. The record is from RefSeq and is a predicted model, not a curated record. The transcript has 3 exons.